Molecule: messenger RNA, 1571 nt
Organism: Delphinapterus leucas (beluga whale)
Lineage: Eukaryota; Metazoa; Chordata; Mammalia; Artiodactyla; Monodontidae
Product: solute carrier family 7 member 12-like
Biological process (GO): amino acid transmembrane transport
Cellular component (GO): membrane
Molecular function (GO): L-amino acid transmembrane transporter activity
Source: RefSeq, a predicted model, not a curated record
AAAUCAAGAAAGCACUUUGCAGAAGAAUCAUGGGGUGAAUGUGUAAGAGUUAGCAAUCCACAUGAAAUUUUAAAAUUAUUUUUCAGGAUUUAAAAAAAAAAAAACAGGAAAAAGGCAAAAGCAUGCAACUCCUGAGGGCAAUAGGAUUCUUUCGUGGAAACAUUUUAAUAUUUAGUGCCACAAUAGGGGCAGGAAUCUUUGUGUCUCCUAAAGGGGUAUUAAAAUAUUCCUCACUGAAUGUAGCUGUCUCCCUGAGUAUUUGGGCUGCUUGUGCUGUGCUGACUUUGAUCUCUGCUCUCAGUCACGCAGAGCUGGGGACAACAUUCCCUAGAAGUGGAGCACAGUAUUAUUUCCUCAAAAGAUCUCUUGGAUCCUCUGUUGCUUUCCUCAGUCUUUGGAUCAAACUUUUUACUCAUCCCUUAAGACUAGCUACUGAAACCUUGUUACUAUCUACCUAUACAAUUCAGCCUUUCUAUGCCGGGUGCCCAGCUCCAGAGCUACCAAAGAAGUGUCUAGCUUUGGCUAUUCUGUGGUCUUUGGGACUUCUAAAUACUCGAGGGGUGCAAAAAGUGGCUUUGUUUCAAACUAUCAGUACUGUGACAAAGAUGACUGUCCUCUGCUUCAUUUCCAUCACUGGGAUUGUGCUGUUAGGGAUUGGGAAAAAAGAGAACGUGGCCAGGUUUGAGAACGCUUUCGACGCUGAACUUCCUAACGUCUCACAGAUUGCAGAAGCCUUCCUACAAGGAUUGUUUGCAUAUUCUGGCACGUCAAUCCUGAACAGCAUAGCAGGAGAGAUAAAAAAUCCUGGUGAAAAUAUUCCCAAAUCUCUGAUUACUGUCCUUCCCAUGGUGGCUGUGAUUUACUUACUGGCUAAUGUAUCCUACCUGGCAGUUUUGACUCCCAGGGAAAUCAUCUCUGCAGAUGCUGUUGCUGUCACCUGGACGGACAAAAUAAUCCCUUCCAUGCAAUGGGUCAUUUCUUUUGGAAUUUCAACUUCAAUAUUUAGCAGCAUGUGUUGUACAGUGCUUUCGGCAUCAAGGAUGAUCUACACAGCAAGCCAAGAAGGACAACUGCCUUUGAUCUUCUCGAUGCUCAAUAACCACUCGUGUCCAACCAUGGCUGUCAGCCAGAUAAUCAUCUUAACUUCAGUUGUUAUUAUAACCUCAGAUUUGAUAAAUUUAAUAAAAUAUUCAGGAUUAGCAAUAUGGUUUUUAAGAGGGUUACAUAUGAUAGGUUUACUUAAACUAAGGUACCAGGAACCCAAUCUACCUAGACCUUACAAGGUGCCUUUGCCAUUUAUAUUUGGAUGCAUAGCUAUAUCUUUGUUUCUGAUUUUGACGCCAUUGAUUCAGGCUCCUAAAAUAGAGCAUGUCUAUGGGCUUAUCUUUAUGUUCAGUGGACUCUUGUGUUACUGGAUUCAUGUUCACCUUAAUCAACAUUCUGUCUGUUUUGUCAAAAUCACUUGUUAUUUACAAUUACUGUUUAAUGUUUCACCACCUGAAGACCAUGAUGAAGGUACUUCAACAGGAAAAAAUGACCUUAAAGAAAUCUUUGUAAAUAAGAAACUUUAA